AGUCUCGGAGAAGUCUAUAUAUGUGGUCGAAAAAGUUUGGAAUCUCUCAGGCAUGCGACGUCCUUCACAGCACAUACAAAUGGAGGACACCACCUCCCGGUACUACUCCGUCUACCUCGGCUGGGCUCUCGUCCUCGUGCCCCUGGCGCUUGCACUUACAUGGAGAAAGAGGGCAAACAACGGUCUGCGGCUCCCGCCGGGGCCGUGGCAGCUGCCGGUCAUCGGAAGCCUUCACCACCUCGUCAGGCAGCUCCCGCACCGUGCCUUGCGCGACCUGGCCAUGCGCCACGGGCCGGUCAUGCUGCUCCGGCUCGGCUCGGUGCCCACAAUGGUGCUGUCGUCGCCAGACGCGGCGCGCGAGGUACUCAAGACCCAGGACCUGGCGUUCGCGACGCGGCGGCUCACGGCUACCAUGGGCGUCCUCACCUGCGGCGGCCGGGAUAUGAUCUUCGCGCCCUACGGCGACUACUGGCGCCAGCUCCGCAAGAUCGCCGUGACGGAGGUCCUUACGGCGGGACGCGUGCGCUCCUUCCGGGCCAUCCGCGAGGAGGAGGUCGCCACCAUGCUGCGCGCCAUCCAGUCCGCCGGUCCCGUGGUGGACUUGCGCGCGCUGCUGUCCGCGCUCGUCUCCGACGGCACGUUCCGCGCCGUCAUGGGCAGCCGGUGCGACUCCAAGCAGCGGGACCUCUUCCUGCAUGAGCUUGACAGAAUAGUCCGCCUUGCCACCGGGCUUAACACGGCGGACCUAUGGCCGUCAUCGUGGCUCGCCGGACGGCUCAGCAACGCCCUCCGCCGUGCCGAGGAGAUCCAUGCCAGCGUGUUCGGGAUCAUCAAGGGCAUCAUCCACGAGCAUCUAGAGAGGAGGGAGGAGGGCCAGGGCGGCGAGGAGGACGUGCUGGACGUGCUCCUCAAAAUACACAAAGACGGUGUCAUCGACAUGGUUGCCGUCGAAGGCGUCAUCUUUGACAUCUUCACCGCUGGGAGCGAGACGUCUGCGACGACACUAGAGUGGGCGAUGGCGGAGCUGAUGAGGAACCCAACAGCGAUGGUGAAGGCGACGGCGGAGGUACGGCGAGCCUUCGAGGGUGAUGGCACGGUCGACGAGGGCAAGCUCGGCGAGCUCCCAUACAUGCGCCUGGUCAUCCGGGAGACGUUCCGUCUGCACCCGCCGCUGCCGCUGAUGCUCCCGCGCGAGUGCCAGGAACCAUGCAAAGUUCUGGGCUUCGACGUGCUCAAGGGCACGCAGGUGAUCGUCAAUACCUGGGCACUAGGCCGUGAUGAGCGAUCCUGGGGGCCCGACGCGGCCGAGUUCCGGCCGGAGCGCUUCGAGUCCGGCGCUGGGGUAGACGUGGACUUUAGGGGGACAGAUUUCGAGCUGCUGCCGUUCGGCGCUGGGCGGAGAAUGUGCCCCGGGAUGGCGUUCGGCCUGGCCAGCGUGGAGCUCCCGUUUGCUAGCAUGCUGCUCCACUUUGACUGGGAGGCGCCGAACAUCUCAAACCCGGCCGAGUUCGACAUGACAGAGCAAAUCGGUGUCACCGCUCGGCGGAAGGCCAACCUCCUGCUGCGCCCUUCGCUUCGCGUGCCACUGCCAACCUCUCCACCACAUUAAGACCGUUCUGACUGUACAUACAUGUACUAAGGGUUGAAGGAAUAGUGAGAGAUUGGUGAAACUGAUGUUUUACUGCUUGAGCCUUGUGGGCGUACAUAUAGGCAGGGCGGAGCUCCCGAUGCACCACUUUAACAAGGCAUAAUUUUUUUAUGCAACGAUGCAUUGCAUAAAGGUGUA
Messenger RNA from Aegilops tauschii subsp. strangulata, 1786 nucleotides. RefSeq names its product zealexin A1 synthase. NCBI's taxonomy places the organism in Eukaryota, Viridiplantae, Streptophyta, Magnoliopsida, Poales, Poaceae. Gene Ontology annotation, molecular function: monooxygenase activity; oxidoreductase activity, acting on paired donors, with incorporation or reduction of molecular oxygen; iron ion binding. The record is from RefSeq and is a predicted model, not a curated record.